Molecule: messenger RNA, 5337 nt
Organism: Anguilla anguilla (European eel)
Lineage: Eukaryota; Metazoa; Chordata; Actinopteri; Anguilliformes; Anguillidae
Product: transmembrane protein 201-like
Exons: 11
Coding region: 211-2220 (669 amino acids)
Biological process (GO): nuclear migration along microtubule
Cellular component (GO): nuclear inner membrane
Molecular function (GO): lamin binding; actin filament binding
Source: RefSeq, a predicted model, not a curated record
UUGUCGUUCCUUCCCAGUCGCUCAACUUGGCUGUCCAUGAGUUCAAGAUUUCCCAGCUCGUGGGGCGGGGCUUGUUAGCGCAGCACUGCUUACCUUGGGUCAGAGCGCGCUCUGUGCCCGUGCCGCUGUUUUCGAGCGUUUCUGGCUUUGACUCAUGAGCAUUACCGCUAUUUGUUGUGCUACCCUCCUUGUUAACUCCGACAGUAGGCAAUGGAAGCAUUCAGCGAAAUUCUGUCUCAGUAUCCUCAAAUAAUGUAUGGGGGAGCCGGAGCUACGGCGUGUGUUUUUGGAACCUUGAUUUAUAAAAUUGCAACGAGAAAGAAACCGUCGCACGUCAACGUGAACUGCUGGUUUUGCAACCAGGACACGGUGGUUCCUUACGGGAACAGGAACUGCUGGGACUGCCCCAACUGCGAGCAGUACAACGGAUUCCAGGAGAACGGCGACUACAACAAGCCAAUCCCGGCCCAGUACUCAGAGCACCUGAACCACGGCGUCUCGCCGGGCUUUUCGCUGCACGAGUCGCCACGGAGACCGCAGUGGGCCAACUGCCCGACGCUGCUCUGCAAGAAGUGCAACAACAGCCAGACGCUGAAGAUCCGGCAGCUGUCCUCCUUCAUGCCCCGCGACGACGACAAGUACGACGAGGAGAUCGAGGUGUACCGGCACCACCUGGAGCAGACGUACAAGCUGUGCCGGCCGUGCCAGGCGACGGUGGAGUACUACAUCAAGCACCAGAACCGCCAGCUGCGCGCCGUGCUCUUCAACCCCCAGCUCCGGCGCGGCCGCGACACGGAGAAGGCCUUCGUCAAGAACACGUUCUCCUUCUCCACACCCGUCCGAGUGAUACUGUUCCGGCUGCUGGCGUUCCUCACCUCCGCUUUUAUGGUCGCGGUGGGCGUGUACGGGUCGACCAGAGGCCCCCCUGCUUCCAGCAGCGCCCCGCAGCCCCACGGAGACGGGGCGGGCGGUUCCGGCUCCGCCCCCUACAACGACACUGCCCCGCCCCUCGGAAACGCCAGCGGCGUUGGGGGCGGCGGCGGCGUUGUUGGGCCGGCCUGGGAUGACCUGCUGGCCCUGGUGCCGGAUGAGGUCCUGGAGAACGCCAGGCUGGUGCUCCUGUUCGGCAGGGCCCACCAGACGGGCGUGGUCUCCCUGGGGCUGCUCACCUGCGUCACCAGCAUCCUCCUGGCUGGACCUGUCAGGUUGAGGCGAAUCGACGCUGUGGCCUCUAUGCUCUGGUUCCUGCUGUUGACGCUGUACCUGCUGGAGAGUUACCUGAAGACGGAUUUCGCUGGCUGGCUGGAGACGGUCAAGUUCAGCACCUCGUCCGUUUGCUGUCUGGUCGGAUUCGCUGCUGCCGUGGCAACCCGCAGAUCCUCGGGCCAGAGAAGAGCAAGGGGUCGAAGGUAUCUCUCCGGCAGCUCCCUCGGCUCCUUCUACGGUGGCCAGGCGCCCCCCCCGCUGUCCCCCUCCCUGUCGGACCCCUCGGCGUUCGCCCCCACGCCGCCCCCGAACCUGUCGCACCUCCUCAGCCGGCAGCUGAACCACCGAGCCCGCAAGCCCUCGCCCUGCUCCCUGCCGGGGCGCCUGAACCGGGCCCUGUCCCUGGGGACCAUCCCCUCCCUCGCCCGCACAGAUUCGGGGUACCUGUUUAGUGGAAGCCGGCCGUCCUCACAGUGUAAAGACUCCCCGCCGUCAGACUACUUCUCCCUGAAGUCGGUGAGCCGGCCCUCCUCCCCCGGCCCCUCCCCCGCCCCCUCGGUGGCGGGCUCGGUCACGUCCACCUCCAGUUCGGCCCGGCAGCGCCGGCCCCUCAUAAGCCCCGCCCGCCUGCAGCUGGGCGGCCGCAAGCUGCAGCUCUUCCCCUCCCACCCGGACCCGCCGGUGCUGGCUCCGCCCCCCUGUCCCUCGGAGCAUACCAACUUCUACACGGCGGGGGUGCACCCUCCCGAGGGCUCCCCGUUCUCGUCUCCCAACCACGAUCUGAGCUCACUGCUGGAGGACAGCAGCGUGUUCGAGGACGUGGCGGAGGAGAAGAAAAGGGGAAGCACGUCAACGUCCUCGGCCUGCCUGGUGGACACCACCACAGGGGCCGGUGUGGAGGGCCCAAAAUGGAAGGGUGUGUUGGGGUGGUCUCUCUGGCCUGGGCUGCUGUGCGUUAGCCUCUCGGCUAACCUCAUCUUCGGCGCCCUGUACACGUACGGCACCUGGAGCUGAGCCGUGUGCACAAGAGACACUCUCCUUGUCCUCUCUGCCACUCAAAACCCCCUGGUCCAAUCGCAUCUGGGCACACUACGGGGGGGGGGAGGGGCUUACCGCCUCCGUCUGCGGGUGGAGGUUUUGUUUUGUUUCUCCGGUCGCUCAGGCGUGACCGGGCUGAACGGACUGAGCCCUCUUUUCAUCUAAAGACGCCCAUCACGGUUUUGAUGUUCUGCAUUUUAUACAGAGGGGAACGACUGCAGCAAGUCCUACCAAGUUUGAAACAUUGAUGAAAUACACUGGCAGUGGUGCUGUAACUUAGUUUUUUUUUUUUUUUUUUUUUUUUUUUUUUUGGGUCGACGAUGCUGCUGUUUUAGUGUCCGUGUUAACUGGGGGGGGAAUCUCUUGUUUUGGAAAAUGUACCAAAAAUGGGAAACCUUUCUUUUCUUCAGAUAUCCAUGAAUGUGACAGAGCCGGCCGCUUUGUGUCUGCCGCAGUGUGUUCGGCUCCGGUACAUUUCUAUCUCUUACAACAUUGACGUGAAAGACGGGCCGUUUGUGUGUUGCGGUGUGAAUAGUCGUUCUGUGAGCGUGCGCACAAAGUUUCGUUUGGCUUAAAUGUACAGGUGUGUUGUCUCUUAAGCGGGUGUUUGAUUUUCAAGAGGUUAAGCACAUAUUUAUGAUACAAGUUUCGAGGUAUUGCACAACUUUUCCAGGAGGGUGGGCUGGUCAGUCUGCUGAUUGUUUUCGUUGAAAAAACGUACUGGAUUAAAAAAAAAAAACAAACAUACAAACAUGAAAAGCUGUGCUGUCUUAAUCCAGAAAACAUUGCAUUACACAUUGAAAACUUUCAUUACACAUUCCACAACCUCACUCGGUUCUGCCAUCACUGUUCAGGUUAUUGGCAGGGAAUGUUAGUGUUUUUAUGGUUAUUUUGGUUUAUUACUUUAAAAGUGGUUUCUUAAAUGUUCUAGCAGAGCAGACGUUUUGUUGUCUUUUACACAUGGAGAGAAUACAAAGUUAGGAUGUCCCUGGCAUAAUUUGAAUCUUGCGCUCUGCAAAAUAUCAAGCUUUAUAUCAAUUGUCACGUUUCCUCCUGCAAGGUAAAACAAAAGAAAAGGGUAUUGCAUUAUCACGUGCUGCAUGCCAUGCUUAUUUAAAGCAGAACUCGAACCACACACACUUCCCUCGGAUCGCGGAGGUGCUGAACCAUCGUGCCAUGGCUGCUGCGUGUACGUAGCUGUUUUUGUCUUGAGUGUUCGCUCUUUAACAGCCGUUUGUCACACCGUGCGAGGCAUGACCGUAAACUCAAGUCUCAACGCGCGCAAAAACCGCAUGUUUCUUAGGGCGGGGCGGAAGUGGUGUUCCUCACGGACAGCCGGGCCACUUCCGCCCUAAUGAAUGCUCCUGAGAGUGAGAAGAGAGGCAUUUUAAGGAUCGGGCUAGCACCUUAGCAUUUUUUGUGCGACUUGGUUGGGAGGAGAGCCGUGGAUGUUAGCGAGGUGGUGAAGGGCACGCGGUGCUGCAGGAUUAUGCGUUUAUUACGUCAUUUUAUCCAGAGGAACUGGGACUUCUUGACAGGAGAGAAAGGACACUGACUUCUUAAAUGGCUCAGAUUUACUUGGCGGUUCUUUGACUGCAAGUGUGGCCUUCCAAAGUCCUGCGCCAUGUUACCAUCUGACUACGUCCAUAUUUUCACGAUGGAUUGUCCUGUACAACAGGCGGAUUGCAUGAGCUUGUUCAGAAAUACGGAAUCGCCGUUUUUGCUUUUUAAAAAUGCAGAUGUUUACGCAUUUUGUACCAUUCUAACGAAGUUAAUGUUUUUUUUUUUUUUUUUUUUUUUUUCCAUUUGUGUCAGAGAUGAUGUAUUAAUUGGCUCCUUAAUGCGACUUAAAAUUCUCAUAAAGGAAAGAGGGAAAUAACCCAGUUAUUCUGGCGAUCCUCUGCCAGAAGAAUGAGUCUUGUUGUCCUGGCAGUACAUGUAGGUGCUUAUGGGAGAUUCUAGCGACAUUAUUGAAGUGGAGUGUGUUGUUCAGACAUCAGUUGUUUGGGGGGUUUUUUUUGUUUGUUUUUUUUUUUUUUAAUAAAGAUUUUGUGACUUGCUUGUUAGUGACAAGAGCUGUUCAUAAGUUAGGCUAAGAAAAAAAAAAAAAAGAUCAACCUAACAAUUAUGUUCAAAAUCCCAUGAAUGAAAAAUGCAUUGAAUGGUCAGCAUAUAUGGCACAAAGGAACAAUAAGAUACUUUUGACUAAAACUUUUUUUUUUUUUAACAGAAACAAACCAUUUUUAUCGACGCUCCGUUUGUUGUAUCUGGGUUUAGAUUGAAUCUCAUGGAAUGUGACUGAAGCACUUUGGUACUUUUACAGGUAUGCUGCCUCCUGCAUUUAAAGUGGUGCUGGAGUCAAAAUGUCAGCUGAUAUUCAUCAUAUCUGGUGUAUAGAAAAAAAUAAUGUUCAUUUAAUGUCUGUUCAUAAUGUCUUACUGUAUCCCAAACCUUAGAGGCACUGAAGCUUUAAUGUGUUGUUUUCUGUUGGAGAGGAAAAAAGUAUUUAUUGUUUAGUAUUUUAGAUUCAGACCUUAAAGUGGGCUUGGGGAUACUACUGCUGUAAUUAUAGCAAAUUAUAUUAAGGAAAGUAUUUUCCUACACAUGCCAGCCUGGUAUCUUGACAGUGUGUGUGUUGCAUAUCUUUUAUAUUUAAAAAUGAUCUUGUGUGCCCACUCCCUUGUCCUGAAUACAUUGGCAACAAUUGUACAUUAUUUCUGUAUUGUAACCCAAUUUUUACGGAGUGGUUUUUGAAUCAGUUGAAAGAAAUUGCCUUGCUUUAACUUUCAGUGGAAGUGGCCUACAUUGGACUCAGGCCUGAAAUCGUCAGGUCCAGAAUCCUUCAUUCUGUUCGCCAUUUCAAACUGCUGAACUUUAAAAUACAGUUAAUACAGUUGUUAGCCUUGUUGAUCUGGGUGUAUCACUCACAACAUUUUUUUCCUUGUAAGUCUGAGCAUGUCUUUGCUAAUUAAAUAUGUUUUACGCAGUAUUUUUGUCUUUUUUUUAAGGAUGUUUUUUUAAAAUGCAGAUUGUUUGUACAUGUGUGAGUGCAUAAAUCUGUACUAUUGUUGAUAAAGUACAAACUGUCUUGAA